Messenger RNA from Contarinia nasturtii (swede midge), 1936 nucleotides. Its product is annotated as toll-like receptor 13. Lineage: Eukaryota; Metazoa; Arthropoda; Insecta; Diptera; Cecidomyiidae. The record is from RefSeq and is a predicted model, not a curated record. The transcript has 2 exons. Bases 41 to 1588 code for a protein of 515 amino acids. Gene Ontology annotation, cellular component: extracellular matrix. Gene Ontology annotation, molecular function: protein binding.
AGCGUUAAACUGAUCACGUCCAUCGAUCACAUUUUGUAAAAUGAAGUAUACCCUUGCGAUCGUUUUGUUUUUGAUUAAAUUUUGUGUCUCAAACGAAUUAAAGUGUGGCCUAUGUGAUGGCAACGUAGAAUCGGUUGAAUUUUAUUGUGAAAACUAUGCAGAACCAUUGCCGUAUAAUUGUACAACAUCAUUUUUACAGUGGAUUCAUACUUGUGAUAAAUCCAAGGUAACAGAGCUCAAAAUUAGCGGAUGUGAUCAUGAAACAGUGGCACAAAUAGCAGGCGACUUCAAGAAUGUGCGAUCGUUGCAUAUUCCAUAUUCUGGUUACGAAUCGUUGGAUACACUCGAACUGAAACUUGACCGUUUGGUGACAUUGAACGCAUCGCAUAAUCAACUUACGAAAAUGUCAAAAGAGUUUUUCAACCACACACCAAAUGUUGCUGAAGUUGAUUUGUCAUAUAAUAAAUUCGGAGAAAGCGGAUAUGUUGACUUACCUGACGUGAAAACACUUCAUCUAUCUCACAACAAAAUCACGUCACGCUAUCUGAACUACAUUAAAGCGAAUAAGUUGGAAUACUUGGAUUUGGAUAAUAAUUCGAUUGACGAACUCACAACAUCUUUUUAUUUCUUGAAAAAUUUGAAAACACUUCGAUUGGAAAACAACGAAAUACAUGGAUUGGAUACUGUGUGGUUGCUGCGCAACGAAAUUGCAAUUCAUGUUUCGUGGAAAUAUGUAACUAAAUUUCAUUUUUUUUAUCUACGUGGACAGAUUCGUGCUGUUGUAAGCAAUCAAAAUGAAGGAGUUUUCCACAAACCAGAUGGAAGUGUUGAAUUACGAUGCCGUGAAAUGGGUUUUGAAAACUUAAAACUUUUUCGAUCCGUUGAUGUUAAAUUUGAAAAUGUAGCAGAUGUAAUACGUUGUUUCACACCAUCACUUGAAAGGCUCAGGAUAGCCGGCAAUGAACUUAUGUCAGAAUUCAAUUUUAUGUGGCUCGAAAAUCAGAAACAUUUGAAGCUGCUGAGAAUUGAUCUUAAUUCAAAUAUCAAACUGAAGAACAUCUCGUAUUUGAAAAACUUCACGAAAUUAAAUAAUUUGGAUCUCUCUUAUAAUCAAUUGGAAAAUGUAACAGAACUGAUACAACACUUAAAUCCGUCCAUUAAAACAUUAUACUUGGAUCGAAAUUAUUAUGAUGAAUUAAAUGAUGCAACAUUCCAAAAAUUAGUUAAUUUAAAAGAGUUACGCAUGAGAUCUUCAAAUCUUUCACUUGUGAAUGUGAGUCCAUUUAAAGCUCUUACCAAGCUUGAAACACUUGAUGUGCGGGAUAAUACCAUAAAAACGUUAAAUUUAACAUCAAUGCCUGGAGAAAACUUAGAAAAACUCUUUUUAAGCAGAAACGAUUUGAAGGAAUUGGACAACCUCACUCCAACACGUUUUCCAAAAUUAUCACUUUUAGAUAUAGGAGCAAACCAAUUUCCAUGUGAAUAUUUAAGAGUGUUUGUGCCGAAGGUUAGGCAUGAAUUCAAAAAUAUUGAUUUGGGCUACGCUCCAUGGAUUCAAAAAUUCGAAGACUGUACUCCUGAAAAUUAAUAUGUUUUUUUUUAAAUAACGUCAGAAAAUAUCAAAAUUAAUUUAAAUUGCGAUCAUGAAAUAUGAAACGUCAUCAAAUGUGCAAUAUUCAAUAUAGAGAAUGAAAAAAAAAUGCAGUAGUUUGAAACGUAAAAAAGCGCUGAGAAUGACCUUGAAGAUCGGUCCAGCCGCUUCGCAUGGUUUUCUCCAAUCUGCAUUGGCAUAUAUUCCGGUUUGAUUUUUUUCUAUCGCACGAAUUAUUGCACCACGAUACAUGUAUCGUUCCAUUUUAUGACCGAGUGAUGAAAGGCCCGCAAUUAUUUCCUGUAGAAAUUUGAUAAAAAAUUGAAAUAAAUUUUUUUUAUUGAA